AUGCUUUCUGAUUGGCUGAAAACACAAAAGAAACCAACAAGAACCAAUCAGAUUAGAGCUGUUUUAACAACAAAAAUUCAAGGAAAUGGCCAUGGUUUCAAAGGUGUUCGCCGUUGUUUGCGAAAUGAUAAACUUGUGAAUUGCCAUGUUUGAAAAUUCUGCAAAGAUCUAUUUUUAAACUUACGCGUGAUUUGAUCUGUCAAUCAAAUUGUACUUUUUAAUGGUUUCCUCUCUGAUUUUGUUGAGAUCACUUCGUGUGUAUAUACAGAAACAAUUAUUCUCCACAAAGUGCACUCGCCCUACGGGCUCGUGCACUUUUGUUAGUCUUUGAACAAUUUACUCGUGCUUAUUUAUUCCAAAUUGCACUCGAAAUCAUGUGAUUACCUAGACUUAAGAUACACAGUUUCCUUGCCGUGGGUAAGGGGUAAAUUACCUUUAUACCCAGCGAUAGAUACAGUGAACUGCCUUUUACACUGGAGAAACGGGUAGGCUACCCGGUAGAAGGUUCAUAAUAAUAUCACUCCUGGGAAAUUGUAGUCACAUUCAGGCAAACGUCUUCAUCCACCCAUACCCUUAGAGAGAAACGGUGUAUCUUAAGGUCGCUAUCAUCCGGUAAGGAUAUAAUCAUGAGUUCAUUGCUUCAUAUAAUGGUAGCAUCAGAGAUACCAACCCUUGGCUUCUCUAAAAUCCGAAGUUCAAUAAAGUUAUGUACAAUGUAUGUAUGUAAAGGAUGACAACAAAGUGAAUCUCUUUUCAGGACGGUUCAGGAAAAUACAAAGAAAUCAAUUAAAAUAUGCUGUAAAUCAAAGAUGAGCAAAAUUUACGAAUUAUACUAAUGCAUUUCUUAAGAAACUUAAUACAGUUUUUAAUGCAGUCAGCUGUCAGCUUUGGAAAACAAUACUACAAAGCAUGUAAAAUAGGCCAUUUCUGUGUAACUUUCAGGAUUGAAAAUUGAGAGAAAAAAGUGCAAUGGGCCGUGAAAGCAAUAAAUUGAUCGAGUCAUACAGUACGCAACCGACUAUAACAGUUUGAGUCUUCGAUUGUCAGGCGAUUUAUAACAGUUUACAACUAGUUAUUACACCUGGGCCUCAUUAGUUCUUCUACCUCUUCUUUCUAUGACUUCCUCAGCUUCCACCAUCCACAGCAGCAAAGCCAGCUUUUGUCGGUUUUGCCAACAGUCCACUAAAGUAAAUCCUUCAACUUCUCCAGGGCCCAAUUGUUAGAAGGGCAAUUAGCACUUGACCCAGGUUUAAGUUUUAGCCAGGCUUCUUUUUCUUUUGUUCAAAAGCAUUUUUCCGAAUAAUUUUGUGUUAUUUUGAAGAGCAUGCAAUCCUCAACUUGUUGACAAAAAGAACUAAACUAAAUUCACUUUCUUUCCCAACAUGUUAGAGAUGUAAAAAUUAAUCAGAUGAUUAUAAAAUAGAAAACACCUUUCUGGUUUGCUGGUAUAUCGGUCGAUAACGGCUUGUAGCUGAGAGAUUGUCCACAAAAUAAAGAUUUGCCCAAUAAGCGAAGCUUCGAAGGCAAAUGUGAAAUUUUGUUAACAAUUCACAAAUGGCAUCAAAUCGGUAGAAAGUAGAAGCCAAAAAAAUUUUCUUAUUAUUUUGGCCAAAUUUCAGGCAUAAACAUAAAAAACGUAACUAUUGAAAUUUUUUCAAUUUUAACAGUUUUUUCUACAAAAUCUCCACCUUCGUGCAAAACAUUUAGUCUGUUUCGAACUCUGCAGUUUGGCAUCUGCCUCUUUGUGCAAGUUUGAUUAAACUUCUUGUACAGAAUAGAUGAACUUAUCCUUAUCAUAUGUGACCCUCCACAGGAAUUUGAUGCUAAAGGUGAAAGCACGCGCACGACACGCUUGCACGACACGCUUAGCGUGCCGUAGAUCACGGAUAUGCGCAUAUUAAAUUGAAAAAAACAAAGACGGACACACUUGCCUUUGUUUUGGCAAAUUUAACACGCUAGACCUUUUGUUUUUUUGUAGCGUGCCAUAUGUCACGGUAAGUGUGCGAAUUAUAGCACGGUUAGCGUGCAAUUUGGGAAGACACGCUGAACACGCUUGAUUACUAAAACCGCUAAGAUGACAAAAAUGGCUUGGGUUUUCAGCGGAUUUAAUCAGCAUUGAUAACUGGUCGAAGUGAAUCAAAUAUACCAAUUGAGACUGUUUUGGAAUUUGAUAGUAACCGUAGCCAUUUGAAAAUCACGACUUAAUGGUCGUCUAGCCUGGACUUAACGCGAGAUCAGUGUAAACCAAUUCCUCCGGCUGUCGGCUGUUGACCGGAAUCGCAAAGAGGCCUGCUAUCGCAUGCGAGGCACUGAAGUUAUGUCGCCUGAAAAUUAUAGUUAUGCCACUGGAAUAUUUAUUAGCAGUAAUGCACAGAGAAAUGAAGUUGAAUAAAUUAGUUUAAUAUAUUUCUUUAAGCCAUGCUGAGACAAACGAAGGUAAUUAAAUCGGAGAAACAAAAACUGCCUAGAAUUUUCUAUAGGUUGAGGAAGGGUAAACAUUUCUAGAUGACCGUUCCAUGCAUGUACAAUUUUCGAAGGUUAUCUAAUAAAUUCCUUACGAUUUUCUGAAGUUUAAUUUUUUCCAUUUCAUUCCCCAGUUAAGCUAUUUUUCGUAGAGAAUUAAGGAAUCCUAAAAUUUUCGGAACCGAAAAUACGAUAAAAUUCUCACUUUCCUAAAACUUUCAAUUGGAAGCUAAAUUUUUCGGGAAAAUAAUCCUGAAGCCCUUGUAAUUUCGAAAAGACUGAAGUUGUCCUAGGAUGCUAGGAUGCAUUUAGGAGGAAAUCACCGUCAGGUGCCCCUGACGAACGAAGCGCUGACGAACGAAGCUCUAUCAAUCAAAAUUUAUGUAAAGAUAUCUCGUUACGCUAUGCUAAGACGAAUCAAGCGCUGUAAACGUGUACUAUAUCUCGUUCUUCACAGGACGAAAAAAACAAGAAUCUGUAAACUAAAAACACUGUAGAAUGAGGGAGGAUUGCGGGCGACUUUUCUUUGAAUUUUGGGCGACAAAACUCAUAUUAUCAGGUUUUGGACGACAUAACUUCAAACGACAUCACUUUCGAGUAGCUUGACCGUCACCCCUUUAGAUCGAGCUCGAUGAAUUAAUUCAAUGACCGAACUUUAUGGAACAAAUGAUUGCCUUCAAGAAUUUCACGCGGAUUACUUUUCAUUUAGUUCUUUUUCUCUUUUCUCACUGUGUGACUGACAGAGAUUUAAUUCUGGGAUCGAGUUUUAGUACUCUAAACACGCCGUAUUAUCGUGGCAAAAACAAAGAAUCAAACAAAAAAGCACCAUACAAUUUCGGAAUUCUGUUAAAAAAUACAUUUUUUGCUUACUAUUCAAAAAGCGGUGAAACAGUCAUUAAUUAACUGAUGUUUCGCUUUUUGUGUUAUUGUCGGCCGGAUCAAUUAAGCAACGUUGGAAACGUUUCGGAAUUUUGGUACAUCUAGAAAAGCAGGCUGGUUUUUAUUUGAUCACUACGAUCCUUGCAAUCGCUAAAAAAUAAAUAGAAUUUAGUGAUCCUGGCACUUGAUGAUUUCUAUUAUAUUUGAUCGCGAUUGCUGCGAUCGGCAAGAAAGUGUCUUAAGUCCGAAAGAUCACUGUUUCUGAGAAAAUUGCAAAUGUGUUUUAAAUUAAGGAAAGUUAAGAUAACCUUUGCACAGCUUCGUCAGUAAACAUUUCUAGAAAGAACUUUGAUUUUGCAAUGCUAAUAUAGUUCUACCCAUAAAUCCAGUAGGUCACACCGUUCACUGUUAAUACUUUUCAAGCGACAACGUUUUUUCAAUCAGAUACUAUCGCUGCGAUCGCUGAGGUGUAACUUUUUCUUUCUCGAUAGUUACCAAAAAAGGGUGCCGUUCAUAAUCAUUUAUGGUUCCUUUUUGUAGAGGAAAUUUAUUUAGCUUAUAGAUAACACGCCUUGCGUGCUUUUGCGCACACUGAAAGCGUGUUGUGCUCUUUCGCACGGAGCUUUUGUUUGAAAACUUUAACACGCUCUUUUGUUCGACUUACAUUGCUCACGCUUAAUUGUCUCAGGCGUGUCCUCUGAAACAAAAGAAAUUGCUAAUGAGGCAAGAUUGCAAGCGUGCUAAAGCGUGUUAAAAUAAAUUCUUUUGUUUUAAAGUGAAAGCGUGUCGUGCGCGUGCUUUCACCUUUAGCAUAUAAGUCCUGUGGAGGGUCACAUAUGCUUAUACUUUAUCCUUCCUACUUAUCGAAUUAUCGAAUGUCACAUUGUCCCCUUGCAAUGUGACUGUUCUUCUUGCAGAGGAAUAUAAUCAUUACCUGAACAUGAUUUUCAUAAAUCUCUUGCUUCAUGAACAUUUGAAUUUGAUUGCAAUUAUGGGCUGUCCACAAGUACAGGAAAACAAUGUGCCUAUAAGCGUCUUUUCGUUUUCUUAACCCUCUAUAACUUCACUUGGACACUUUCCCUUAAUGCUCAUUUUUCAUAGGACAACAAGAAAAAUGUAAUGAGUAAAUCUUUUGAUUAAUUUUGGAGCCUUGUACGUUUGCUUAACUUCGCUAAAGCCUGUACACUGGCUAAGGUAACAUAAUAUGUAAAGAUCUCUAUAGGAGAAGAGUUAGAAAGAGAGAAUCCUCUGUUGGAAAAUAGCCAGCUUUCCCCCGCAAUUAACUUGAUGGAAACACAGUAACCUAUCCCUGACGAUAUUGUCAGAAACGAUCAAGAAGACCUCCAGUUACUUGUAAGAGCGAGGGCAGUUGGUGUGCAGUAUGAGUUUGCACAGCAUGGUGCAUCAGAAACUGAAGAGGACAGGAGGAGGAGGAGGCUGCGAAAUCAAAGGAGAGUAUCUCAAGGGGAAGGAAUGCGGCGUGAAGUUGUCGGAGAUUUACCACCACCUCCUCUAGCAGGAUCAAGUCAGGUUGAGGAUAAUGCCUAUAGCGCGAUUCGAUUUGCGAAGUCUGGAAGGAACGACGUCUGGAAUGCAAGGGCACAAGAAACGUGUACUCGCUACAGACGAGAUAAGAAAAUACCAAGGGUUUGGUCAGAAGAGAACAACAUGAUCCCAAUGUCUGUCCCGGAGAUUCUGUCUGGAACGUCAGAUGCUGAGCAGAUGCUGAUAGCAAGAUUAGCACCUACUGUCCAAGUGCAUAUGUUAAAGCAUGGAGGGAUUGCUUCAAAGCAUUCCCUCAGGCUGUUCAAGAACCAGCAACUAUUCUUCCACGCCUGCCAGCAGAGGUAGAAAUUAUACGGGUAAGAAGGCAAGGAAAGGAUGAUACUCAUAAGGACUUUAGGGUUAGAUGACCCUGUGUUGAAGGAGCCCUUUGCUGGUUGAAGGACAAUAACCCUGCUUAUGAUGACAUUGUGAUUGAUGGCUCUCGCUUACAGAAUUUACCAGAACAUGAGAGGACACAGAGGCUUUUUACUGCAAGUACCAUCCCACGCAGCGAUGUUUUCUUCGCGGGCACCUAAUCCGACUUAAUCCCAUUUAAGAGUGGUUGUCAGAGAAAACCGGGCAAAAUGUUAAAAAUGUCAACGGAAGGGGGUCAACAGAAUAAGUUCAUUCUAACAUCAUAGAUAGGUCUGGUGGAGUAAUGGACAAAUAUACCAAACAUAGGUUCUUCACUGCUCUUGUAUUAGAGAUACGAGCAUCACUUUUUUCGACCCCCUCGGACGCCAUUUUUAUAGGCAAAUUUUCACCAUUUUCUGAAACUCACAGAAGCCUCCAAAUUUAACGAGCGAAGUUUAUUUUAUGUAUGCGAUACAACACAUCACAGAACUACUUUCUAAAACCAUAAGAUUUGUUAAGUAUCCACGGACAAGACUAAAAUUUUCUUAUUUUAUCUGACCUAAACUCAAUGUCUGCAAACGAGCAAAAAAUCGGGCAUUUUUGAAUUGAUCUACAGCGCACAACUAAAAUGACAGAACAACUCGGACAGCCAAAUUGCAGUCUACUAUCAUCCAUGUAACCAAAACACUAAUAAUCAUUUUGGGCCAUUGAAACAGGAAGAAAUUAGAAAACUCACAUUUGUUAUAGGUUUCAAGCUUUUUCUUGUAAACAGGCCGAUCCCUUCGUGUUUGUUUUUAGUCCUCUUCGUGAAUUUUCCUUCAUAUUUCGCUGUAAAGUAUGUUCAGCAGCUGGAGAUCAUAUCAAAAAGCUCGAAAUACUGCCUAGGUUACAUUUUCAAAGGGCAAAAAGUCGGCAAAAAGUGCUGAACGAUAGGAUGAAACUAGAAAAUAACAAAGCGACGUCAUCUUGAAAAUUCAGCACUCAGGAGGGACUGGCACUAGUAACUGCCUUGUACACAAGUGAUGAAUUACCAAACAGAUAAAAAGCAAAAACAAACAAACCGGCUUAUCAGCGACCUAUUACAGUCCUAUUUCGUCUUCAAUUACUACUUUUAGUUAAAUUGUUGUCGCUUUUUUUUUUCGGCGGAGUUAUGGGGUGUGGUGAACAGGUGACCAAUUGGCAUUACUUUAUUCAGUCUUCAUUUGCUCUUCAUUCACUUCAUUUUGAGUUAUCCCAUAUAAGUCUUAGCGUUUCUUUGGACUCUUUUUUGUACCAUUUAUUUUUGCGUCAGUCUUCAAUCACCUUCCAUGUCCGAGGGUCCAAUCAUCUCCUGUUCAUGAUUUCAUGAUGCACAGUUUCAUAGUCCGGAAGGUUUCGCCCGAAGGGUACCUCUUUCAAGAAUCAGGUGUAUCAAAGGGUAGCAAGGAAAUCACAAGUUGAAGUAUGUGAAAGGAGAGGAAAAUCUUUCAUUAAGUAUUUUAAAGAGCCUAUUAUUAAAAUGCUUCGAAGAAACACGCCUUAUGGCAUUAUCAUUUACAUGUUAAGGUUACUCGAAAAUGACCGGAAGACCUCCUUUCUUACCGAUUUAUUCUCACGAAGCAGAUAUAAAGGGUACAACUUUUUAAUGGAAGAUACACGAAAGGGGUACCUUUUGUCAAAAAUAGUAUAUUAUUUUAAGGGUAAGGGACUGGACCUCGGGGCGAAGCCUCUCCGAACAAAGCUUUAUUAAGUAGCCUCCCACCCUUCCCCCCCACCCCCCUUCUCCCUAGAGCUUUCCACAAGUUGCUCGCCAACUUUUUGGCAACUUGUAGUGUUUCGAGCAACUUUUUUCGUUUCAAGCAACUUUUUGCGUAAUUUCUGAGCAAUUUCUCUUACUAGUUUUCUUCCAAUUCUGAGAUAUCUGAGCAGUUUUUAGUGCUUAAAUUGGCCUUGCUUCCAUAUUGCACAGUGUUUUAGUAGACAAUUUAUGAAUUUCCUAUGAAAAAGGAGCCAGAUCCUCACCCCUUGGGGGCAGAUGAUGGGCACAAGAUGCAGCCGGGCUGCUAGGUCAGAGGUUUUUUUUGAACAAAAUUCGAAAUGGCCGACGUCGAUUCACACUUGACUGACACGAGUGUCUAAGGUGAAGAAGGUCAUUCAACAAUUUUAAUGGCUCAUACUAGAAUUUAUACAAUUAUUAAUAUUAAUAUUGAUGAUACAUUUUUUUUUUAAUUGUGGUUUACGGGCUUUUGAUGGCGGACAGAGUUAUCUAGCAACGCUAAUUACGCCGCAAAAUUGCACAAAAUUACUUUUUUUAUACUCUAUCAGGAGCCAUAUAUAUAUAAGUCGGGGUAGUAGACCGUAACUGGAUACCUUUGCCCGGGAUGGGGCUGACCUCAUCGAAAUAUAUAUCAUAGCCAUUAAAUGUACUAUUUUUAGCACAUUUUGUGCCAUCUUGUGUGACUCGCGCGCGCAUUUUUUGCAACAGCGCCGUGGAAAGGAUGAACAAACGAAAUGGCGUUGGAAAUUACCUCCGUAUCAGAUGAAUAAAUUUCGUUUCUGUCAUCAGUGCCUCCUCUGAUUUUAAGGUAAGACCUUAACAAUUACUCUAAAUGUGAGGACUGUGAACAUGGAUUCUGCUUGUGUUAAACGCCGUAGUGAGAGUGUUUUUGACAAAUCCAGUGACGAAGAGAUGUAGGAGAUGUCAAAACUCGAGUUAACACUCAGACCCCUUUUAAAAAUUUUUGAACUGCCAAAAACUUGCAUGGAUCCGCCUUUUCUUUACAUGCGACCCGCGGAACCGUAAAGUUUUUGAGCUGCAAACAGUAUUGCAAUCUAUGGAGAAUUUGCACGUUCCCUCUAAACGGGUUGCACAGGUAAAAAAUUCGUCCGGACCCUUGGCGUUCAGCUUGUGUGGACCGUGCAAAGAGCAUACUGAAAAAGAAGUGAGCAGGAAAAACAAUGAGGGGAAGGGGUACGGAGUGAGAGCCGUAGGAACCCCUGUAAUCGUACUUUUUAACAAAAGCUCCUUCCGGAUCCUUCCGGUAAACCAGAUCUGGUAAGGGGCCGACCAUUUAACUCUUGAGGGUGGGGCUGGGUGAUUUCUGGUCAUCAAGAAUUUUUUUCCCUAGCAAUAUGGUGGGCAGGAUAUUUUUUCCCUUUUUUUCCCAUAAGCUCUCUAUUACAUUUGUGCUGCAUGCAAUUUUCUUCUUCCGACAAGCGCUUGCAGGAAAUUUUUUUUCAAAAUCACCCACUCCCCCACCCCCCUCAAGAGUUAAAUGGUCGGCCCCUAAACCAGAUCUGGUUAACCCUUUGAAUGGUUUAUUUUGACAGCUCUUGUCAACAGUCAUUACCUUAUGGAAAUGCGAAGUGAUAGCGAUGAGAUCAUCAGUUAGAAGGCUUACUUUCAAACCCGGGGGGGACUCGACAUAUGAAAGGGGUUGGGAGGCUCGUCGGAAAUUUCGAAUUAAACCCCUAAAGGAGACCGAUCUGGGCGUGGCCCAAGCUAUUUUUGAUCCCUAAAAGAGACCAUGUUGAAACACAGACAAACGAGAAAACUUGGAUGAUAUGAAUGGAAUAAAUAAAACGAAUUAAAAAUAUACAUAUCAAAUAUAUAUUUUUAUUUUUUUUCGCGUGCUACCCUAAACGAGACCUUCACGGCUAAAUAUGAUGGCGUUUUGCCCAGAACACCCUAAAUGAGACCAAAAUCCCAAAUUUACACCCCUAAGCGAGACGACGAGCAUCCCCACCACUUUCAUAUGCAGAGUCCCUCCCCCCGGCUUUCAAAAAUUACUUCGUCCGCUCUCUUGGCCGCUUUUUGCCGCUCUGCACGCUGAUUCAACUGUCUAUUUUAGGUGAUAAAAAUUAUUGCAAAUUUUACAGCAAGCAAUAUCUACUGCCCGUAGUUAGCCUGCACGUAGUUAGCCCGCUCUCGAGGUUGAUAUAUAUAGCAAGUCUAGCUAGCUCCCAUGAGAGCGAAGUUAAGUGAUUCAUAAAGAGACAAAAUAGAUCUUUAAUAGCGGAGCUCUGGCGCGCAAAGCGCGCCUGCGGAACACCAUGGGUAAGUAAAUCUACCCAUCCGAGAAAAUUUGGUAAUCACGUGACCGUACACCGUCCGCAGCCCGCCCGCCCGUCCGUCCGCACCACAGGACAACCAAUGUUCAAUCUCACACUUUGUAGCUAGUUUGGUAGCACAGGAAGACUGAUAUUGCACACAUAUUGUACAUCAAUGUUGUGAUCAAUUGACAGCUGUCAAAACAGGGUAUCCGCUGACCAGUGUGUCCGUAUGAUGUCGACUCAUCGAGGUCGAGUAUCUUUUUGAAGUUAUCCGCUGACAAGUUACUAGUUUUCAAAUGAUCGCAGGCUCAAGUUUAAUUUUUGUUUAAUUCAUAUGAAAUAUGUUGUGUUUUACAUGUGUCGCACUAUUAAAAUUUUGAUUUCAAACUGACCUCGGAAGCUAAAAUUCAGCCAGUUUUUACAGACAGGGAAGACAUGCCAGUUGCUUUUGACUUUUCUCACCAAGGUCACGCGUUGGUCACGCUCUACGUCCAAUUUUUAUGCUCUGAUUGGUCAAAAUUUUACAGGUGAGUUCAUGCGGAAAAUUUAUGCAGCAUCUUGAAUCUUGUUUACUUUGACAGCUGAAGCUGACAGAGUUUUGUGUCAACUUGUGAUGUUUUUAACUGUGUUUUUCCGCUGAAUGUACAAAAUGAAAUUCUGCUGCUAUCAAGAGUCUUCUGUUAUUCAUAGCUAGUUUAUUUAUUGGGUUUUUGGUUGAGAAAUACGUCGCUUGUCAAAGUUGGAAAUCCGAUUUCGGGUGGCAUCGUUUUCGUUUUUCACCUUGCUUGAUGCGUAAGAGGGUUGAAAAGUCUGAAGCGAUUCUGGCCUUACUUGAUAGUUUUCAGAGCAUCUCGAAUGGUAAGCCUGAGUAAUUAUUGUAUUUGAUGUUUGUUUUUUAUAUCUAAUUUAAUGAAGUCGGGCGUAGUUUAUGCGGCUAUUUAGUUUAUGCACGUUUGUAAGAUUUGAGGCAAUGAUCGAUCUGACCGAGCAUCAGGUUUGAUUAUAAGCUUAUAGAACUUUAAAAAGCCUUAGGACAUUUUCUCACUGCAAAUAGAAAGAAAACUUUCCAAAGAAUAUUUAGUUAUAAUUCUGGCUGUAAAAGAAAGCUUUGAGCGAUUUUCUUGCCUCAAGUUCAUCUUUGAAAAAACCAAACGCCGGGAAGCCGGCUUAAAACAUAAACAAGGAUUUUCAGAGACACUUUUUACCUGUCUUCGUGAAUGAAAAUUGUUGUCUCUGUAUAUGUUCACCGAAUUAUUAUCCUUUUAUUGAUUAUUAGUAGUCUCUUUUGCAAUUUUAAUCGCUGUGCCGUUUGUUUUCAGUCGCUCACGAACAUCGCUUACAGGAGUGGUCAAAAUGCCGCGUGUAUCAAACGCUUUUGAAGAUUACACAUAGUUAUAAAACCGUUAAGUAAAGAAAUAAACAUAAUAAAUUUUUUAUCGUGUUAAAGCGUAUAACUCUGUUAAUCUUGAUUUAAACAGUUGACUUUGGCGCUUGUCAAAAGUGAGAACCGGCAAGCCGUAUAGGUGAUUUUAGAAAUUUUUUUAACGGUUUCGGUAAAAGCCCACGCGUGCGUCAAUCGACCUGAAUGUUGAAUGAGUACAAUUUGUAUUGCAAAAUUGUGAUCUUUCCGAGGUCUGUAUGAUAAAAACAGUGCCUCAUGGUACUGUUUCACCUCAGAUGAUGUAUAAAAAGUAUAAAAGGUUGGUUUGCACGUCCCCAGACUUGUUAGCAAGAUUUUGUAAAAUAAAUCGUAAACUUGUCGAACGCAAAAAAUUGGGCCUGAUUUGUUUUCCGAGAAUUUGUUUUCCAGGCCUAAUCUACUGUGAUCAAGAGCCAUUAUGGCUCUUGAAUGUGAUCGAAGAUGAUUGCUAUUUUUCGCCCCAUGUAAGGGAAUCCGGAUUCCGGAAUCCAGGAAUUUUCUGCUUGUGGAAUCCGGAAUCCUGGGCUUUGGAACCCGGAAUCCAGGACUAGGGAUCCGGAAUCCUACUAAAGAUUGGAAUCCAGAAUCCAACUUACUAAAGAUCCAUUCCUGAUUGGAUUGAGCAACUCGCUCGAAAGAAAAACCAUCUAUGGAAAGCCUCCCCAGGGUCUAUGCCUCAACGUGAUGACAUACAGUGUAAUAUCGGCAUAUCUGGUGUCAAAACCAUAGUUGACGAGCUCCAUAUGAAAGGUCACGGUAAGCGGGUGAACUCUUGCUUCAACCUCGUCGCCAGGGCUUUUCCCUUAAAAAAUGGGUGGGGCCGGAAAAGGCCCUGGCAUCGGCUGGUCACGUGCACAGCCUAAAUAUUCUUGAGAAGCUAAUUUAUAUGCAACCCGCUGGUUUUGCGCUGACAGAAGUCGAACGGAGCAACAAUGGAAAAUAAUAAUAUCGCAAACCAGUCUGAUCGCGAACUGUAUGUCAAUAUUUUCGCGUCUGUGCGAUUCAAAAGCUUAAGAUCCAUUUAAUUGCGUAUUAUUCAAAUGCUACAAGUUUACGAAAGGGCGUGCCGGCUCUACGUUGUCACGUACAAAAUAUGUCAAAUGCUUCAGAGUUGAGACAAGCUGUUAUCGAGUAGUGCUUCGACUGAAAUUCAUCGUUAUUGUGGAAUUACUGUACGAUCAAGCAGAAAGUGAUUUUGUCCAAUGUCAAACAAAAAUGCGGGCCUUUGCCUCUAGGAUCUGCAGUGAAUUUAAACAAAUUGAACUUAAUUGAAAUAGAAUUGUUCAUCAAAAUGCUUUAUGGAGUUUGGUCUUCUCUACAACCCGACCAUGAAACGAACAAAUCUCCGCGCCGGAUGCAAGUCACCCCUCCAGCCAGGAGCGAUGACAGGUCGCCGAUCUGAAGCAUUUUAAGAUCUCUUAUAUCUUUUCUCUUCCGAGGAUAAGUACAAAGGAUUUUCCUUAUAUCAAAGGGAAGAUUGACUGAUCGAUUGGAAUCAACUACAGCUCUGUAAAUUUUAAAUGGACCCAAGUCUUUCUUUGUUACCAGUCGUUUGAUACCCCUGGGUGCCAGAAACUUUUCAUGCGCGGUUUCCGGUUUCGGUCAAGUCUCGCAGAGGUCAAUGAAUUUUUUAAAAAUACAGGUCAUACUAGAUAAGUCUAAACCAACGCGUGUCGCUAUGAUGUGGCUGAGAGUCAAGGUGAAUAGAACUAGGUUGUGUACGGCGGUCCACUUCGCAAGAAAGAAAAAAAAUAUCAAAAGAGUCGCGAAAACGGACUUUUCCAUACCAGUACAAACUUUAUGCAUGUACGAUAGCUUGUUUGUCAUUUAUAUCGCUCUAUAAAGGAAGUUUUACAAAUGUUACCGCUCGCUGUCUCCUUCAUAAAAAUCGGAGGAAAGCAAAAAAUCACCAUAGCCAGUAUCUGUGACAAAAAAGAAAUCUUGUAAAACUUUUCGUUACUCGUCAAGAGAUAUAAAAGCCCGCCCAAGAUCGCGCGCUGUGAGGUUACGCAUAAUUUUAGCUUUUCACAUAGCGCUAACAGUAUUACACCCAGGAUUUUAGGGUGUACGAGGGGACACGUGACCAGCCGAUGCCAGGGCCUUUUCCCGCCCCACCCAUUUUUUAAGGGAAAAGCCCUUGCUUAUGAGCGGCUGGCAGGAUCACAAAAUUUGGGGGUUUUCGAGGGAAUACAGCGCAGCCUUUUUAAGGUAUAAAACAACUGGAUUGUUGUGAAUAACUUCAACCUCUGGCUAUGUUUGAUUCCCUGUUGUUCACUCGGUUCGCUGAACUUAAAAAAUCAAAAGCGAUUUGACCUGGAAUAGCACCGGAAAAGGUGCACCUGGGGUGAACCUUUUCCUUUUCCUCUCCUGGUCCUCCUGGUUCUCAAUUGAAAAUAAACGUCCACUUUCAACAUUUUACCAAAAAAGAAAAAAAGAAAUUCACAAUCUCCUAGUCCCUAAUUUGGUCCUAGUAGUUUCGGUAAGAACAGUUUCAUGGUUUCGAUAAUCUUUAUUUGAGAAAUAAGCUAGGUACUGUCAGAACCGUACCAAUCAGCUGUCACUAAAGUAAUCACGUGCAAGGCCGCGGUGGGUGCCUUUUUCAUUCAUCCGCGACAUUCGAGUGAAAUCUCGCCACCUCAUCGAUGAGACGAGCCUUUUGAAGUUUGUUGUCUGUUGAAUUUUUCUUUUCUACCUUAUUAAAAAAGAAAAAAAACGUUAUGGGAAAGCACAAGCAAAAACAAAAGGCUGAUAGAGAAAGGUACGUAUAAACAUUCGUCCUAUGGUCAAUUACUAUCUAGGGCUGGGCUAUCGACUCUACACAACCGGCGACUACAGGACAUAGCUAUUCUCAUGUAUAAAGUUAAAAACAACAUGUGCCCAACCUGCAUUAGCACUCUCUUUGAACAGCCUGCAAUUAAGUAUGAACUGCGCAAUCAUGACUUCACUAUACCCAGAUUCAACACAGCCUCCUUUGGAAAGCACUCGCUCAGGUAUAUGGGCCCAAGGGUAUGGAGCUCUGUUCCUAGUAACGUGAAAAAAGCUUCCACGUUGUCCUCCUUCAAAUAUAACAUCAGAAAAGUGGAUCUUAGCAUGCUAUUAGAUGACAAUAACUGCUCUAACUGCUCUCUUUGCACUUCUUAAUCUUUUAUUUCUUAUUUUUUAUAAGAUAAUGGAUACAUUUGUACAUAUUGUAUAUAGUUCCCUCGAAUUUCUCACUUGCUUAUACUGUACAUAGUUUUUCUUAAUUUUAAUUAAUUUAUUAAUUGAUUUAUUUUUUAAAAAUUUAUUUUAGUGUCCCCACUUAGUGGUUAUACACCGCUAUUACAGUUUUGACACUUUAAUAAAGGUAUCAUCAUCAUCACCAUCGUAAUACUGUGUUGAGAAAUUUUAUACCAGUUUUUAGCUGACUGAUAGAUCUAAACGUGCCAAAGGCAAAGCUGCAUGAUUUUUCGUUUGUGUCGAUCUGUGGACUGUAACGUGGCGGUAAGCAAGUCACAAACAUGAACGAAAAAUUGUUUUUUUCCUCAAUCAUAGUUGAAUGUGAUAUGAAGUUUACGUCGUCCGUGGAGAAAAUAUCGUAUAAAUGAGCGCUAUAUGGUUGUAAAACGCUUAAAACUAGCCAACGCGUAAGAAACACUCAAGUCUCUCUUCAUCUCUCAGUCAUCUUAGUCUCGGUCGAGGAACAGACGGAUUUUUCAUGUUUUCUUUCUACAGUUGUGCUCCUGAAUAGGCCUCGUUCACAUUGAGGUCGCUUUUGGAAAUUAGACCGAUCUGAGAUCGGUUUAUUCCGUAAGUUUUUUUUGUUAGAAAUGGAUCCUAGAGACCCCAGACCAUCUCAGAGACCCAGAUCUCUUAUUGACGAAGCCGAAGGUCAAAUCCAAUUAUUGCCUGUCGGGAAUGUGACAGGCGAUGAAAGAGCGCAUGCUCGAAAUAAAUCCUCAAUUUUCGACAACGAAUUUGAUAGAGCCGUGAAGUCUUUUUUCUAACAAAACGUGGUUAUACGUACAUCCUAAGUAUGAACCAACUAUUUUUUUGUUGUAUAUGUUCUUUUUAACAUCAAAUUCAACCGCGACAGUUAGUUUGAAUUUCAUUAUCAUUGAGCGCGCUGAAACCUCAAAGCAGUACGCGUCAACUUAUACGCGAGAAUUUUUUACCCUCUUCAAAAGUCUUUAUUGACACGGAGAGAGACUUUUAAAAAGUCUUAAAGGAUAAGAUAAAAAUGGUUUUCCAAGAUUUAUUGAGACGGAAAACUACUCUUUAGAGAACGGAACCAAAGACUUUAAUUUGCAAAGAAUGAAUGGCACACGCCACAGCGUAUUUUUAUUUGGCCAGUUACUAAUAAAACGAGAAACCAGGCAAAAAGAGACAAAACGACCUAAACGAUGCACAACGAUCAAAAAUAAUCGACAAAAGAUCCACAACGACCCAAAACAAGCCAAAACAAGUUCCACCCUCCUAGGAACGUCGGCUAAAAUUGAUUAAAUGAUUAAUAUUUCACUACGUUUUCAUACCCGGAGCGUAGGAUGAUCUGUAUGGUCUUUUUAUGCAAAAAGGGGUUCCUAGGGGUUCGUCACGGCAACGCGUGACGAACCCCUAAGAACGUCUGCGUAGGAGGCUAGUAAUUUUGUAAAUCGAAAAAGAAAACAAACUUGUUAUGCCUUCUAAUGACGCCUUUCAAUAUGGCAAGAUUCGAACACGUAAACAACGUGCGAAGAAAAGAAUUAAAACCGGAAAAAAAUGGAGUCCACCUCUUUUUGGAAUCUGGAAUCCACUGUGCUGGAAUCCGGAAUCCAGUACCCGGGAUCCGGAAUCCACAGCAUCGAAUCCAGAAUCCAAGACUGUCCUGGAUUCCCUUACAUGGGGCGAUAUUUUUUGGGUGUACAUAUAAGGCUAUCAACUCGAUGUAAGAUUAAGUUCACUCUUAGCUUGGACUGUUUGCAAAUUAUUUUUCUCUAAAAUCACUUAGCCUUUCCCUCAAUUAAAAGUCACUUGAAUGUGCUCUAAAGUUAACUGAUUUGUAAAAUACAAUUGCAAGUUUAUUGUUUGAUUUAAAUGAUAAAUUCGAGUUAACAGGAGCUUCGCUUUUAGCCCUGGCUAAAUCUAUAUAUUAUUAUCUACAUUCACGGGACACCUCGAAAUGAGGAGGGAAUGAAGCAAUUAACCUGCGAUCAAGCGUUCUUCCGUGUUUUUUCCUUUGAAAGACUGAAACAAGCUAAAUUCAACUAAAAGAAGUAACUGAAGAAGAAAUAAGACUGGAGUAGGUCGCUGAUAAGCUGGUUUGUUUGUUUUUUUGUUUUUUAUCUUACUGGUAAUUACAGGAGCCCAGAGGCUCCUGGUAAUAGCUCGUUAUAGCCAACGUUCGAUAAAGGAACUUCUUACAUGAAUCCGAGGCUUUCUGGUUACAUUUCUGUAUUAGGGUUGGUUUUCUAUGUGCUCAAGUCUCUUUUGGGAAUUACGAGACAACUGAGUCGUGAAAAAUUUGCAAUUUUUGUCCUUAUGUUAGAUAUCGAACGCAGCUACUAGUGCCAGUCCCUCCUGAGUGCUGAAUUUUCAAGAUGGUGUCGCUUUGUUAUUUUCUAGUUUCAUCCUAUCGUUCAGCACUUUUUGCCCUUUGAAAAUGUAACCUAGGCAGUAUUUCGAGCUUUUUGAUAUGAUCUCCAGCUGCUGAACAUACUUUACAGCGAAAUAUGAAGGAAAAUUUACGAAGAGGACUAAAAACAAACACGAAGGGAUCGGCCUGUUUACAAGAAAAAGCUUGAAAAUUAUAACAAAUGUGAGUUUUCUAAUUUCUUCCUGUUUCAAUGGCCCAAAAUGAUUAUUAGUGUUUUGGUUACAUGGAUGAUAGUAGACUGCAAUUUGGCUGUCAGAGUUGUUCUGUCGUUUUAGUUGUGCGCUGUAGAUCAAUUCAAAAAUGCCCGAUUUUUUGCUCGUUUGCAGACACUGAGUUUAGGUCAGAUAAAAUAAGAAAAUUUUAGUCUUGUCCGUGGAUACUUAACAAAUCUUAUGGUUUUAGAAAGUAGUUCUGUGAUGUGUUGUAUCGCAUACAAAAAAUAAACUUCGCUUGUUAAAUUUGGAGGCCUCUGUGAGUUUCAGAAAAUGGUGAAAAUUUGCUUAUAAAAAUGGCGUCCGAGGGGGUCGAAAAAAGUGAUGCUCGUAUUUCUAAUACAAGAGCAGUGAAGAACCUAUGUUUGGUAUAUUUGUCCAUUACUCCACCAGACCUAUCUAUGAUGUUAGUAUGAACUUAUUCUGUUGAACCCCUUCCGUUGACAUUUUUAACAUUUUGCUCGGUUUUCUCUGACAACCACUCUUAAUAUAUCGCGCUCCUCGAAAGUGCGAAAAUUUUCUUGUCGUGUAUUAGAUUUCAGAUACAUUUUCUUAAAAUCUUCAUUUCGCGCCAGAAUAAAUUAGUUUGCGCGCAAAGGGCUCCUAAAAAAAUCACAAGGUUUGUCCCACUUCGAGUCCACCUUCUGGAGAUACGCCGGCUUGGUAGCUGGAAUACAUUGCCGAGGCGAAGAUCUGGCAUUUUUUCCUCCUCGUCGUAUUUUCUUCACGAUAAAUGUUUAUAUUUGUAGUGAGAAUGCAGCGCAUAUCGGUGGGUUUUACUUCAUGCGGCCUGCUACUUCUGAAAGAAGAGUGCCGGAUUUCAUCGUUUUGUUCAUGUUUAUUAGUGUUGGCAAAUGUAAGGUAAAUGAACCGACCACUGUAAGGUAAGAAUUGAAGUUUUAAAUUUGUUACCCGGCGAAAAAUCGUGGAAUUGGAAUUCGUGAAACUCGUGAGUAUUACCUCUGUUACCUAAUGUUAUGCGAUGACUCCUCGCUUUUUCGAUGCGUAACACGGAUACAAGCGAUAAAUUUCUUUCGCAAAGUGAAGUAUAAUUUACUUAACGAGACCAUUUGACGAAUAUUCCUCGUUAUAUGUUUUAUUCAUAUUUGCUUGGCUUAUUUAGGCUACGUGCCACGAGUUUGAUAGCAAUGUUUGUGUGCUAUAAUUAUGCUGAUAAGUUUUUGCACCUUUAUAUUGAAACUCAUGAAAGCCAAACGUUUGUUAACUCUAGCAAAACACUCUUCUAUUAUGGAGGAACUUUUAACGUCUUUCGGAGUCCUAAUAUGGUGUCAAAUUUUUAGGGGAAACAAAGCGUGAUUUUUGGCCAAACAGACUAUAGCUUUUUUGUCUUUGAAGAGAGCGCGAGGUUAACGUCCGUGAGUACAGUGUAAGCCAGUGAUUCUUUAGGUAGAGCUAACAAACAUAGGCUGCACUUUAGGUGGCACACCCAUGGGUGCAGUGUAACCCAGUGAUUCUUUAGGCAGAGCUAACAAACAUAGGCUGCACUUUAGGUGGCACACCCAUGGGUGCAGUGUAAUCUGUGUACAAACAUAGACUAUACAGGUGCACAUCAGAUGGUAACAAGUUUUCCAGUUAAAACUUUGUCAUAAAGUGCUACACCAUGGCACUUCGACUAUUUCAUUAUCGCGCGGUUGAUACAUUGUUUUUACGCACAAUUGAUAGUCAGGAGAAGUCGUGUUGUCUAAAACCAUAGCAAAAGACAAAUUUACACACAUCACAGCGUUAAGGUAAGGUAAUACACAGUAUUUCCUUCAGAUACAUUUACAUUUUCUGUUAGGUUAUAAGCUAUUAAAUCGCAUGCAGCGACGAACAAAACGCGAAGCCGUCAGAUACUCUAGAACCGUGUUAUUUACAGUGCUGUGCAUGAUUAUUGCUUAACUAACUAACUACGCGCUGAUGGAAAUAAGUUUCGGCCGCUUUAAAUUUUGAAACAAUUCACUGGUACUGUAUAGUCAAAAUGUUGGAGCGGAAAGUUAGCACGCGAGCAGGGCGAUUCUGCUGUGGUUUCUGUAAUGUAGAAGAUAUUACGGCAAUGAGGCUCCCGAGGUCCGUUCCCGAAAUCACAACAUGUAGGAUGAAAUGUAUUCUGCGUGCAGACGUCUCCUUUUCCAGGUUAGGUUAAAUAAACCGUACCAACGGUUUGUUUGACAAAGCUCCAGCGGGACGGUUUCUUGGUGAUUUUAUUAAUUUUUCCGAUCCAUUUUUUUUUUCAUCUCUAUUUUCGCGGCUUUUGCGAAACAAACUAAAUUCAUUUUUAGUUGUGAUGGCAUUACACUGCUUAAUCAUGACGGCUUUGGAAGAAACUGAAUAUAUUGCGCUUCGCGAUUUCGCAAAAUCGCUGCGGGAAUUGAAAAAUAUUUUCUUCCAAAACAACGUUUUCACCCUUCUUUCUCUAGUCAAUUAUCUCGUUUGUCUCGUUUUCUAAAGGUCCUUUAGAACACAAUAAGACAAUAUUUUAUUACCUACAACCGAAAAACCUGAUUUUUGACCAGAUCGAAACAAAACUGUCGUCUGAAAUGGAAGAAGAAAAGCCUUUUAUUUUUGCCGGCUUCGGCCUGCCGACGCGAUCGUGUCUGUUUUGCUUUCAGAUGAUGACAUUUUUCUGACAGAAGGGUGUCGGGAGAAACACCUCGCGCUGAUCAUACGUGACAAAAUCCGCCGCGCCUAAGCUAAUUAAGAAAAGUCUCCUCGAAAGCUCCAUAGAAUUCCUUAUAACAAAAUUAUAAGGAAUUGUAUGGAGCUCUCCGGGAUACUUACGGUGCAAGCCCUGUGUGUCUUCUCAUGAUGGUGAGUUGCCCAAUUUGAAAACUGUGGAAUUUUCUGAAACAGAACGCGUGGAUGACCAAGGCCCUGCUCCACAGCAACUGGAUGCCGGGGAAACGGAUGGUACCGAUGACGUGACUGGAAUUAUUCUUCCUGAGCAAGGAGUGAAUGUACAAGCACAAGUUGAAGCGGCCAUAAAAGAAGUUGUUUCAGAACCUAGGGAAGGCGAAGCGGAAGAUGCAAUACGAGAUGUGCAACGACCAGUAAUCCCAUGA
Messenger RNA from Porites lobata, 19575 nucleotides. Lineage: Eukaryota; Metazoa; Cnidaria; Anthozoa; Scleractinia; Poritidae. The record is from the annotation of a GenBank genome assembly.